Molecule: messenger RNA, 7522 nt
Organism: Siniperca chuatsi (mandarin fish)
Lineage: Eukaryota; Metazoa; Chordata; Actinopteri; Centrarchiformes; Sinipercidae
Gene: zdhhc3a
Product: zinc finger DHHC-type palmitoyltransferase 3a
Exons: 7
Coding region: 266-1195 (309 amino acids)
Biological process (GO): protein targeting to membrane; peptidyl-L-cysteine S-palmitoylation
Cellular component (GO): Golgi apparatus; endoplasmic reticulum
Molecular function (GO): protein-cysteine S-palmitoyltransferase activity
Source: RefSeq, a predicted model, not a curated record
AGCAGGACGUCGAAGGGGAGUAACGAAGCAGCAGCAGCAGAAGCGACCGAAGGAUGCUCGUGUUUCAGGUGAGAUUCAGUGGGAUAUGAUGAUAAUUAAUCUGAAGGAAAGACAGACACACGUUCCGGGGCUUCUACCACUUUACAGCUGAAGAGAAGUUCACUGACUGGAAUAUGCAGACAGCAUGCGGUGACUGAGACCGAGGCCUGAAGGCACAGUGGGUCUGGUGGUGGUGGCAGCAGCAAGCAGCUAGCUUAGAUGAAGGAUGAAGAGCCCGGUGCACAGAUGCAGGGAUGUGGAGCACGGGCGUGGGCAGGCCAGGGCAGGAGCCAACUGCCUACAGGCUGAGCAGCGCAUCCCUAUCUCCAAAGACGUCAUCACUUCCUCCUCCGCCUCUGCCAUGUGGUUUAUCAGGGACGUCUGCGGCAUCGUGUGUGCUGUCAUCACCUGGCUGCUGGUGUUUUACGCAGAGUUUGUGGUGUUGUUUGUAAUGCUGCUGCCCUCCAAGAAUCUGACGUACAGCAUUGUGAACGGGACCCUUUUCAACACUCUGGCCUUCCUUGCCCUUGCCUCACACCUCAGGGCCAUGUGCACUGACCCUGGGGCGGUACCAAAAGGGAAUGCUACUAAGGAAUACAUAGAAAGCCUUCAGCUGAAACCAGGGCAGGUGGUCUACAAAUGUCCCAAGUGCUGCAGCAUCAAGCCUGACCGAGCACACCACUGCAGUGUUUGCAAACGCUGCAUACGGAAGAUGGACCACCACUGCCCCUGGGUCAAUAACUGUGUUGGGGAGAACAACCAAAAGUACUUUGUGCUUUUCACAAUGUACAUUGCACUCAUCUCUCUCCACGCUCUGGUCAUGGUGGUCUUCCAUUUCCUCAACUGCUUUGAAGAUGAUUGGACAAAGUGCAGUUCCUUCUCUCCUCCAGCAACAGUCAUCCUCCUCAUACUCCUGUGCUUUGAGGGUCUCCUCUUCCUCAUCUUCACCUCUGUGAUGUUCGGCACCCAAGUCCACUCCAUCUGUACCGACGAGACUGGCAUAGAGCAAUUGAAAAAGGAAGAGAGAAGAUGGGCUAAAAAAACUAAGUGGAUGAACAUGAGGGCGGUAUUUGGACACCCUUUCUCCUUAUUGUGGUUUAGUCCCUUCUCCACCCCUGACCAUGGGAAGGCUGAGACCUACCAGUAUGUGGUGUGAGAGCUCAGCGCAGGGAAGGAGGCGGCCGGGUCAAAACCAAAGUGGGAAGCCCUGCCCAGCCCCACAGAGCUCAGCUAUGGCAGUCUGUUGCUCCCAAUGCAGAACAUGAUUUCCAUUGUAUCUCCUACGCUAGCCAUGGACAGCUUUCCAUCUGCUUUUUGUGUUGCCAACUAAGUGCGCUAUACAUUUAUUUUUGUGUUGCCUUGAGUGAGUCGAGUUGCAGAGAAAAAGAAAACCCUUUCAGUUUGUGAAUCCUGUUUGCAAACACUGUGAUGAAUCUGUUUUUUCUGAGCUAUUUCUCAUUCUGUUCAUCAGAAGCCUUCUCUUUUCUUGCUCUGUGUUUACUCUUGCUUUCCCUUAAAGGGUUAGUUCACCUAAAUUCCAAAAAAUCACAUCUUCUCACUUAUCCCUAGUGGUGUAUGGCCAUGCUGAUAGUUUUAGUUUUAGGUGUCGAGAUUUUGAGAUAUCCACCCCUGAAGCCGCCACUCCAGUUCAAUGGAAGAGAAUAGAAUUUAGGGCUGCCAAUAACUAUUAUUUUCAUUAUCGAUAAAUCUGCCAAAUAAGAAUCGUUGUGUUUUCGUUACCUUUAGAAUAAGCCGUUUUAUCUACAGAGGUCACCAUAUUGCACCUCAGAACGGACAAACCAAACACUGGCUCUAAAUUGGGCCUUUCACGUUUUUUGCGAUUUCCGUGGCCACCGUAGUUUCUCCUACACGCUUAAAAAAGGGGAGGGUGAGGCGAGUGGUAUUCAAAUGGUUGCAAGCUGCAAUUUCGCCACUAGAUGCCACUAAAUCCUACACACUGUACCUUUUUAAGAAAUGACUUCAACAAUUAUUAAAAUAGUUUCUGAUGAAUUUUCAGUUGAUUUACUAAUCGCUUAAUGGACUAUUUGUUUCAGCUCUAAUAUCAUUAAUGGUCAAAGCACUGAAAAAUGACAUUAGAGAAAUUCUUUGCAGAAUUGAUAUCUUGGUUACAAAGGGUGAUUCAGAGAGCUCGCUGUCUGAAUAGUGUUCACUAGGACUGUUAGUUGGUAGAUAGAAAUUCCAAGAAAACCUUUUUACAGUAAAAUCUGUGGAUUAGCCAGAUUGCUUCUUGAAACCGUGCAAGCACCACAAACAAGAUUCCAUUCACCUCCAUUGUACUUGUGUGAGAACAGAAAUCCAAUCCUGGGCAAAUAAAUCCAAAACUAUCUGCAUGGCUGCAUAGUACCAGAGGUCAGUGGAAAAAUAUGUCUUUUUGUAAUUUGGGUGAAUUGACUCUUUCAAUCUUCCUCUUGUCAGACAGUAAUCAGUAGUGUGUUCCAGAUAUGGACAAAAGAAACCUUUUUUUCUGUUAAGAUGAAUUUUUUGGCAUUUCUGCUUUAUUAUGAUAGUGAGAGACAGGAAAGGCAGGGGAGAGGGGGGAUGACAUGCAGCAAAGGGCCCGGCCCGCUGUGGUAAGGACUCAACCUUGAUACAUGGUGCGCGCUGUACCAGGUGAGGGACCGGUCGCCCAAAAUUAACCUUUUAAAUAUGAAUCCACUAGAAUGGAUUGGAUGAAUGGUUAGGUUACAGUAGGUUCAGGGAAUCAGUCUCUACAGUCAGAUUCCUUGUGGGAGCCAUGCUGCAAACAGAUCCAUUCUAAGGCUGACCCUUUUAAAUGGUGCCAAAUACAGCACAUACAGGAACAGUUUGGCAUCGUUAUUGUGGAUUUUUGGUCAAUUAUAAUAGUGAAAAUGUUGUAAAUACACCCAGUUUGGCAAAAAAAAAAAAAAAAGUUUCUACAUAAAAUGAAGUUGUGGAUUGUUUCACCCACAGAUCCUAUAUUUUCUCCUGAUUCCAAUUUUGAUGCCUCAGCUCAGGGUAUCGGCCAAUAUCGAUUCCCAAUGUAAUACCAGUGCUCUGUUUCCCUUAUUUAAAAUCUGUACACCACACUGCGUGUGCAUCCCUACUUCCAAUACCCAUUAUUUAAAUUCAAAUUUAUUGUAAAUACUGCCCGCCCAGUGGAAAAACCCAGAGAAUCCAGAAAGUAGAAGGCUGAAAAUCACUUUGAUAAUGUUAUCGGUGGCUAAAUUGAUUGAUUGAAGUGAUCCUUCAAAGUGCUGUAUUUGAGCCUUACAUGACAGACUGAAGUAUCCCUCUUUAGAAAACCACAUAGAAGACAAAAAAGUCGCAGUGCAGUUUGAUCAUGUGUUUUAAGUGAUUUAAUACCUACAUGUGAAGUGUGGAACACUCUCCCUGAUUCCUCUCUGAUACAUGCUUGACAUGAACAAAGCCUUUGCUGGAGGGCACAGAUGGGUUUUUUUUUUGUUUUAAGGCAGGAAGUUUCUGUUUGCUUCACCAAACAGAAUCAAUCUAGAAUCAAAAUACCAACUUGCUUUGGUCGUGGCAAGUUUUGCUGAGUCAUUCUUGCAAUGUUCAAUGAGGAAAUGAAAUGAUUUCAAGUCAGUACAAAUGUCAACCUCAGCUUGUCUUUCAGCAGCAAAACGUGGUUGUUCGAAUGUUGUCGGUAGAGUUAACAUGCUGUCAACAACCAUACUGUAACAAAUGCUCAUUCUCCCUUUUUUUGAGGAAAGGUUUUAGCCUCCCACAGUAACACCAACGCUCCCUGUGUGUGUGCGCAUGAACACUUGCUCUAAGCCCAUGUGGUGUUUUGAUGUUGUGAGCGUGUGACAAAUUCAGUGAAUCCCACAGUUACAUGAUUAUUUGGGAAGGCUUUGAAAUUAAAUUCCUCAAAAAAGGACACUGGCUUGGCUUUGAAAGUCAAAGGGAAGCACCGUAUAAAAAUGUACAACUCUGCAUACAUCUUAUUAUGCAGCAGUGGAUUAUUAGCUGAACUGUAUUUCUGCACUAUUUCAGAUUACUUCAAAGCAUUUAACAAAGUAUUAACUUUCAUCAUUCACAUUUACACAAGUACUAAAAAGGCUAAUCCGCACUUUGUAUUUAUUUAAGAUUUCCUCCUGUGUGACCUGCUCUGCUUUAAAGAGUGCAUUUUAUUCUUCUAUUCUUUGUUUACAUGAUAUUGUAUGUAUCCUUUGUUCUCUGAAUGCAUGGUACAGGUGAAGGCUAGUUUAGUAAUGUAUGUGAAACACUGCUGGUAUGAUGGUGUCAAGUCUCGCUGGUGAGAGUGACGGUGGAGAUGAUUUGUUUUUUACAGAAAUUUGAAUUAUUUCUAAAUAUUCUUUAGAUAUUUCAGCACAUGCGCAGAGAAUAAAUACUUCUCAGUUGCAAUGCAAAAACUGUGUUUGCUUGCCUUUUUGAAUGUAUUUAUUUCCCUUUGAUUGUACAGGGCCAACACGCCCAAAUGUGUGUUUCUACCUCUGUGUUCAAAUGAUAGAGAAAAGGUUUCUACUUUCCCUGCAUACAGUCCGCUCACACCCUGCACUGUUCAAUUUUCACUCUGUCCUUGUCUUUCAUUCUGUUCCCACUUUACUGUCUGUAUUCUGCCUCUUUCCUGUGCAAUGUUCUCUCCACGCUCAUGCAUUUGUUUUGGUUGAUAACUCAUUCUGCCAAAAGCUUUCUGAAGCAGACAACUCUUAUAAUCUUGAGGAGAGGUAAGCUUGCAACAGAGGACACGUUAGCCGUCCCAUCAAGCUUAACAUCACAAGCAUGCAGAGUUCAAUCUGAAGGCCAAAGUGCGCUUCAUUUCAUUUCUUUUUUUUUUUUUGCUGUUUCAGAUUCAACCAAACAUUAUGAAUGAAUGAGUGAGCUCUGUGAUAAAAGAUGCAUGCGCUGUUUUGACCAUUUGACCUGUUUGUGUCUUCCACAGGGGUUUAUUCUUUAUUUUUAAAGUGCAUGCGAGUCAUUUUGUAUAGUGUUUUAUUACAUUUUGGGCAUGUUUCUUAGAAAACAAAUGAUUCAGAACGGAUACAAAAGCAUUUAAAGGAUAAACCUAUUUUAAUACAAUGCUCACAUGCUGAGUUAUUGGUUGCUCUAAUCACCUUUUGUAAGCACACUGCAAAAAUGGAUUCCAAUGUUGCUUCAGCCAUCAGAGUGAGAGAAAUCAAGUGGGAAUCUUCCAUGACGGGCUCUCUUUCAAAAAAUCAAGUUUGAACAAAUGACAACUAAUUUGUUCAAAUUCAUUUAGAUGCUACCCACGUAGCGGAAUUGUAAAAUACGUUGCAGAAUUCAUGCUGCCUCAAGCUAACAGGCUAACAGGUGACUUUAGUUUUGUCGUGGUAAUGUCACUGCAGUCUUAUCUUUAUAUAUAAUAUUCCGUUUAUGAUGUUGAAUCCUAAAUGCUUCAACACAUUACUUCUCAGAUGGUUUGGUGUCACAAUCCAUUCAGCAUGGCUGGCUAGUUUCCUUCAUUUUGUGUUAGCGAAGACAACAAUUGGCUAAUUUUCUGAGGGCAUCAGGGCAUGCAAUAGAUCAGAGUAAAAAUGCAUUUAUACGAACGCCCCGACCCUGGUGGAGUAUCAGGCACAGCCUGUUGUGCUUAUACGCUGAAUUUUGAACUCAAAACAGAUAAUUCCAGAUCGAUUAUUUAAUUAUUUCCCCAAGUUUGAAUGGUUGUUUGACCUUCGCACAAAAAGUGACAGCCGUAGUAUCUUCCAAAGUUAGUCUUUUUAGUACUUUGUGAAACACAAAGUGCUGAGCCGUGGCAGACUGACAGGUUUGUUGCCGGUGUUGUAUUGAAGUGUCCUUCCCCAUACCUUAUCCUGAACCCAGCCUGAGCGCUCACCUCAUCCAGUCAUCUCUGUGACGCCAAACCGUAACCUAACGUGAACCUAAAUGAACUUACACCUAAACUGAUCCCAGCCAGGAACGGGUGUUGAUACGAGAAACACUGUUCAAAAGGGACGUGGACAGACACCAGCAAUAAACCUACGCGUGACUGCCUGCACGAAGAUUUGUGUAACUCGUUCUGCUGAAGCCUCGUAUCAGCUGCAGCUGAACUUUACAAUAGCGCCGCCGUCAGCCUGUCCUUUAAUUGAAAUCUGAUGGCUCUUUUAGUCUCAACAUCUUUAGUCUGAUUUGGAUCUGAGAAACAGGCCCAAAGAGCUGAAUCAUAAGUGUGUUGUUGCAGUUUUAGUCAUCAACUUUGUGUCAUAGUUGUGAUUGAUAAUGCAUGUAGAAAAUGACAGACAUCCAGUCCUUUCUGGCUCCGCUCCGUUCACCUCAUUGUUGUGUCUCCUUCAGGGAAUCGAGCGUCUGAAGGGAGAGACGGGGAAGUGGGGGAAGGUGCCGUGUUGGGAGGCCGUGCAGAUGGCGUUCGGCGGCCCGUUCUCUCUGUCCUGGUGCAGCCCCUUCGCAGGGCUGAGCUGCAAGAAGAGCCCCCCAGAGCACGUCACCGUCCCACAGGGGGAGAUCAUCGAGGAGGAUGUCAUAGAGAUACCACUGGACUAGUGCUGCCUGUGGUCAGGAAGACAGGAAGACAUUUUUUCUCAGUCUGGCAGCGCUUCUGUCCAAGCAAAUAAAGAUCGCUUUGGAAUUUGUGGACACAAGACUUUAUCAGGGCUUUUUAAAUAGCGAGAAACAACCUGGAAUCUUUAUCUACGUAAAAAUAUCACAUGACACAUCCACUUUCUCUCCCAGUGUCAAUGAAGCCAUUUGCAGGUGUACGGGGCAGUGAACUUAGAUUUUGUGAAUAUCUUUACCGAACUUUAGCAUCCUGGCCCUUUUUUAGAAAUGUUCUGCCAUGUGGAAAUUAUCUUUUAUUACUCAACUCAUGCUGCCAGAUCUGCAGUAUUUUCCUGGAAUCACUGCGUAAUGAAGCUAACUGGUGAAGCGAAGGUGCUGGAAGGACUCCGAGCUCCUGUUAGCACAACCAAAGUGUCUCUGGAUUUUAAAGCGUCUCAUUGAGCUGCCUCAGGAGAACACCACUAACUGUAGCACUAAUGUGACACGUGAAGCAUGAACAGUUUGCUUUUAACCACUUUGCUGUCUCCGAUGCCUUUUUUUUUUUGAGGAUUUGAAUUCACCCUGUGCCUUAUCUUUAUUGACGAGCAAGCGUUUGAGUAUGGGGAAAAACUCUCUGUAUGAUAUAUUGUUCAACUACUACUACUCCUCCGUCCAGUUCUGGUGUGUGUGUGUCUGGAGUUGCCAUUUUCACCUUUAUCACUCUGUUGCACAUAUGGAAAAUAGAGGGUAACUGAGUUCAUGUGGAAGAGAUUUUUGUGGAAUUGAGUAAGCUGCUGGAUAAGGGCUUUUAACUGUUAAAUGGGUGCUGGAUAUCAUGGGACCAUUCAUGUUUUAUCAUGUUUACAUUAUUUUAACAAACUGUUUCAUCAUUGUGUGGGUUUCAUCUUUAAGUUCCAAAGUAAAUGGAAAUAUUUCAUAUAUCUGUACAUUACGAACGAUAUUUUUAUUUUUGCUGUUAAUAAUCAAAGAAACAGCGUGGAAUGAG